AUGCCACCAAAAGGGAAAAAAGGGAAAAAGGGCAAAUCAGACAAGAAGAAGAAAGAUGCACCCGAAAAAGAAGAGAAACUCCGUCCGUCGGACAAAGAACUCGUUCUGCAAGAGGAACUCGACAAGAAAGUUCAGAAACUAGCAGAAAUCAAGUUGCGUGUUCGUACAGCGCAAGAAGAAAAUCAUUGGCUCAAUGAAGAAGCAAGUAAAGUUCGCGCGGAAACAGCUGAAUACGUGCAAUACAUGGCAAAGAAGACGAACACACGGCAAACGCAAGUGAUUACCUUGACAGAUUAUCAUCACGAACAAAUUCGAAACAUCAAUCGAGACAAAGAGAAUAUGUUAAAGGACUAUGAAAAGAAGAAAGAAGAAUUACGUGCUCAGUUAAUGAAAAAAGAACAGAUAUUAGCUCAAACUAACCGUGAAUUGGAAGCUAUUGGAGAAUAUCGAAACAUCCAAGAACAACAGAACAAUGAAAUCAAACGUUUACAAGAAGAAAUCAAUCAAAUUCGCGGUAAACAUGUCCGAGAAAUUGCCCAAAUGAGAACGACAUUCGAACGAGCUCUUCAUGAUCAACGUAUGGACGAAGGAGCUCGAGUACAAGCGAUCCGACGACAAGCCGAUGAAGAAGCCGAACAAUUUUUGUACGAUCGAAGUGUUGCCAUUCAGAACGAAAAUCUUCAAUUACGUAAAUCAUUACAAGACUUUCUCAAACGAAUCCGUGCAUUAAAUGAAUCGAAACAGCGAUUGGAAGAAGAACAAAUCCAUCUGAUUCGACAGUUAAAACUAGCAACAGAUCUUCAACGUAUACGUCUGAACAAAGCACCGUCGGCGAUAACUGCGUCGGCGAAGAAAUCGACGUGA
Messenger RNA from Adineta ricciae, 864 nucleotides. Lineage: Eukaryota; Metazoa; Rotifera; Eurotatoria; Adinetida; Adinetidae. The record is from the annotation of a GenBank genome assembly.